Trypanosoma brucei brucei TREU927 is the source of this 2187-nucleotide messenger RNA. Its product is annotated as sodium/sulphate symporter, putative. Gene Ontology annotation, biological process: polyphosphate metabolic process; monoatomic anion transmembrane transport; phosphate ion transport. Gene Ontology annotation, cellular component: membrane. Gene Ontology annotation, molecular function: phosphate transmembrane transporter activity. The coding region runs from base 1 to 2187 and encodes 728 amino acids. The record is from RefSeq and is a predicted model, not a curated record. The transcript has a single exon. Lineage: Eukaryota; Euglenozoa; Kinetoplastea; Trypanosomatida; Trypanosomatidae.
AUGAAGUUCGGAAAGCGGCUUAUAGAGGAGGAGGUGGAGCAGUGGAAGGAUUUCUAUGUAAAUUACAAACGGCUGAAAAAGUUCAUACACAGUUCCCCGUUGACAGGAGUCGAGUUUAGCGAAGAACUGUUUCGAAUUAUAGGUGAGGAACUUGAACGCGCCGGGGGGCUGUUUAAAGAGCUUCUGGAAGAACUUCAUCGGUGCCAUGAUGAGCUCCUUGAACAGGAUCCUCAACUUCCCGCUGUGCCAUCCAAGCUACCCUGGAUGUUCAACAGGAAGCGUGUGCAUCGUGAGAAACUAAACUCGCCAAGGGAGGGGCUCUCUAUCGCCUUCGAGAGUUCAACUGAGAACUCAAUGAUGAAUGAGAUAGUGGUGGAACAGCGUGAGGGCUUUGUCUCCAAGUUUAAGAAAUGUUUCUUGAAGCUCAUUGGUGAUUCGCAGAAGCAGGAAAUUGAAGAGGAUACACCAAGGGCUAGGUUUCUUGAGUGGCACUCGAGUGCGCACAUGCUGCAACAUUUUGCCGAGUUGAACCUGGAAGCAAUACGUAAAUCAGCGAAGAAGCUUCGAAAGUACCGUCGAAAUGAGGGGGACUUCACCAUCUCCAUUGAAGCAGAGAUUAGCCGUUCGCAGAUUGGUAGAUCACUUCCUCGCCUUCAUGUUUUUAUGACUGAUGUUGAUGCUGACUACGAGCGUAAGUUUGGAGAGGCUCUGGUCCAAUUUAAAAACAUUACCAUAAACCAGACCUACCAUGCGAAGUGGCGUUUUGUCUUUCUCUCGGCUGCUCUCUUCUGGAUUCUGAUGUUUUUCCCAAUAUUAGAGAGUCACCCGUCGGCACAUAAUUGUGUGGCACUGUUUGGUGUUAUAAUCUCGUUGUGGAUAACGGAGGCUAUUCCUUUCUUCUGCACUGCCAUGCUCAUUCCCAUUAUAGCCGUACCGCUUGGAAUAAUUACUGACCCGGCAACACAUCGAGUCGCCAGCACAACUGUUGCAUCCCGCAUUAUCCUUAGCAGAAUGAUGGAUCACGUUCAGAUACUUGUGCUUGGCGGUCUAACUAUUGGAAAGGCACUGGGCCGCACACACUUGGAGGUUUACGCCGCCGGCGCACUUUACCGUCUCACUGCUCACCGUCCUUCGAUGUAUUUGCUGGGUGUAAUGCUGUGUAGCAGCGUCUUGUGUGCAUUCGUAUCUAAUAUCGCCGCUCCUCUUUUGGUUCUUGGUGUGAUACGACCAACGCUGUGGGAAUUUCCAGAAGAUACGGAGGCCCCGCAUGCCAUCUUACUUGGUUUAGCUUUCGCCUGCGACAUUGGUGGGAUGCUGUCGCCCAUAGCCUCGCCUCAAAAUGCUGUAGCGCUGUCCGUGCUAAGUUUCCAUGAUGUGUCCUUUUUGUCGUGGGUCACCGUUGCGCUCCCUCUCGUGUUGGUUGGUGUGGUUGCAUCGUGGGCUAUCAUUUUGCUCGUGUGGAAACCCUUCAAGAACGUGUCGAGCAUUCCUCUGCAAGUGGUUAACACAGAGGGGAACAAGGAAGUGAGACUUGCGGAUCAAGUUGUUGUGGUAAUGGUGUCACUCAUUACUGUCGUACUGUGGGUGCUGCCGCCUAAUUUGCUGUUUGGAGACACUGGUGUGGUUGCCUUAAUACCCAUCGUAGUUUUUUUUGGGAUUGGUAUAUUGGCUAAGGAGGAUUUUAACACACUCUCAUGGCAUCUCAUGUUUCUGUUGGCUGGAGGAAACAUGCUUGGCCUUUGCGCAAGGGAUUCGAAGAUGCUAGACAUCAUUGCCGACAGUUUGCACGACACGCUGGUAUCACAGCCACCGUACACAACACUAGUGUCUCUGAUUCUUGUGGUAGGGGUCGUGACGACAUUCGUUUCUCAUACCGUGGCAGCUAUGAUACUUCUCCCGAUGAUUCUUAAGAUUGGCUUGGUGCUACCCAAGGAGGAGGGAGUUUUUGCGGUGUCUCCUUUCACCCUUGUGUUUCUUAGUGCACUCAUGUGUUCUGGUGCCAUGGCAUUUCCCAUCAGCUCCUUUCCCAAUGUCAACUCGCUGCUUGCGGAGGACUCGCGCGGCCGCCCGUAUCUCAAAGCGAAAGACUUCCUCUUCUGUGGAACCAUCAUUACAUUCUUGCUGUUCAUCUGUUUUGUCACAUGGAUGGUUCCAUUUACAUAUGUUGUGUUUGAAGGCAAACCGUAG